Homarus americanus (American lobster) is the source of this 1990-nucleotide messenger RNA. Its product is annotated as cytochrome P450 4C1-like. The record is from RefSeq and is a predicted model, not a curated record. The transcript has 12 exons. Bases 187 to 1740 code for a protein of 517 amino acids. Gene Ontology annotation, molecular function: monooxygenase activity; heme binding; iron ion binding. NCBI's taxonomy places the organism in Eukaryota, Metazoa, Arthropoda, Malacostraca, Decapoda, Nephropidae.
CUAGCCAAGAUCUCAGUGAAGAUUGGCAGUGCGUGAGGCAACAUCACUCGGGCAAACUGUUAACACCACCUCACUCUGACAAACUGGAGUGCCUAUUCUUCACGUGAUCCAAGUAUUCUUCCAGAGGUUCGAUACUCUCCAGGACACUAAACUGAUUCAUCAGAGCUGGUGACUGGAGACUCCAAUAUGGCGUGGCUAAGGGAACAAAUGAUGCUUUAUUUACCAAACUUGGUGACUUAUAUUUCCUUCACCGCCUUCAUCGUGCUUUCACUGACGUUGUUCUUCAAAAGGCAGCAGAAGGUGUGGAUGUUGGAUAAGAUCCCUGGUCCAAGAGGACUCCCACUACUGGGCAGUGUUCUCUACCUUAACACGGUCGACCUCUGUGAAUCAUUUGCAAGAGUAGUAAAAAUCUGUAAGAUUGGUCCAGUAGUGAAAUUUUGGGCUUAUAACACGCCUCGCUGCUUGUUGAGUGGCGCCAAAGCUGUCGAGAGUCUCUUGACCAGCCAGAAAAACCUUGACAAGGGCUUGAUGUACAAUUUUCUCCGACCUUGGCUCGGCGAGGGUCUCUUGACUUCUGCAGGCAGUCGCUGGCAGACCCAUCGUAAGCUGUUGACUCCGGCCUUCCACUUCAAGAUCCUGGAAGAGUUUAUGGGUGUGUUCAACAGCCAGGGAAACAAGUUGGUCCAGAAGCUACACAAGAAGGCUGACGGCCAACCCUUCGACAUCUUCUCUGAUAUUACUCUUUGUGUGCUCGAUAUCCUGUGUGAGUCCGCGAUGGGACGGUCUGUCAACGCUCAGGAUUCCGAUGAGUCGGACUUCAUUAAAGCUGUCUUCGGGAUGGGAAGAAUAAUUAAGUACCGGAAGUUUCGUCCUUGGUUGCACUGGAACUUUAUGUUCUGGUUACUGGGGCACGCCAAGCAGAUGGACGCUCACUUAAAGGUCCUCCACGACAUGUCCUACAGCACCAUCAAGGAGCGCAGGAAGGCCCGCCUCAACACCAACACGGCGCACCACGACCAGGAAGUGUUAGGCAAGAAAAACCGGCUGGUGUUCCUAGACUUGUUACUGGAAUAUGCGGAUAAGACGCCCGGUAUCACAGACGAGGACAUCAGGCAGGAGGUGGACACGUUCCUGUUCGCCGGACACGACACCACCGCCUCCGCCAUCAACUGGGCUCUCUAUCUCUUGGGGCAUCACCCAGAGAUCCAGGCUCGGGUACAGGAGGAGCUGGACGGAAUCUUCGGGGACAGUGACCGGCCUGUGACUAUGGCAGACCUCCGGGAGAUGAAGUACUUGGAGAACUGCAUCAAAGAGACCCUCAGGAUGUAUCCUCCUGUGUCCAGCUUCUCUAGAGUUCUUACCGAAGAUCUUGUCAUAGACAACUUCCUCAUUCCCGCUGGCACCACCGUCUCCGUCAUGUCUUACAGCCUGCACCGUGACCCUGAGCAGUUCCCAGACCCAGAGAAAUUUGACCCUGACCGCUUCCUGCCCGAGAACGCCAGAAAGCGUCACCCCUUCGCUUAUGUGCCGUUCAGUGCCGGGCCCAGGAACUGCAUUGGCCAAAAGUUCGCCAUGAUGGAACUGAAGGUGGUGUUGAGCAAGAUCCUGCGAACCUUCCUUGUGGAGAGCGUCGUUUCCCGGGAGAAACUCAGGAUCUAUGAGCAGCUUAUCCUGAAACCUGAAGGCGGUAACUUCUUAAGGCUGUUCCCUCGUGUAGGUGGUGGUGACCCAAGGCCGUAAAGAGCUUACAUUAUUCCAACAAGGCCAGAAUCUACCUAAUUGUAAUACAAUGGUUGUACUCCUUAGCAGUUAUCACAUUUCUUUUAAGAUCACAUGCAACUUUAGACACACUAGCACAGUGAUUCCCAGCCUGGAUGGUAGCGCCCCCAGUGGGCGUUUUAUUAAUUACGGGGGCGGCAAACUCAUAUGAGGGCGGCAAGAGGCCCUAAGAAAAUUUUGUGAACCUAAAUUUAAAAACGUUCAAACAGAA